AUGCGGAGGGGAUAUGUAACCAAAUGGCUGGAUCACCGGAACUUUGGCUUUGUGUCUGCCGAAGGCGGCGAAGAUGUCUUCGUGCACGGCUCGGUGCUGGUGGGCGCCGCUUCACUGGCAGCAGGUGACCGGGUGGAGUUUGCAAUGCAAGUGCAAAGGUCAGCAGGAUCGAAAAGCACCAAGUACAGCGCGACCAGCUGCUGGCGCAUUGACAAGGAGCCCCAGUAUGACUUCACCUUUCCUGCAAGCGAUGCCCGUGUCUCCGUGGAGCAUUUCAUGCAUAUGGCAGGUGUGGAUUGGGAUCUCGACAAGACCUUCCACAUGAUGCAGCCCUUCAUCGCCUUUAGCUCCGUGAAUUGCCCCUUCCUGGUGAUCUCUGAAGCAGGGCUGCUGGAGGGAGUUCGUGCACCAAGUGCCUUCGAACUUUCCACGCUGCUGCAGCUGUUGGUGGCCUAUGCCCAGGGCUGCAGUGCGGCGCGGAGCUUCAUCCUGGCAGAUUUUGAGGGGGAGAUGCUGGGGUACUGCGGCGAGUUGAGCACAGCUGCGCUGUUGGAGACAUGGGUCGUGGACGGUUACUUGAGACCUUUGAGGGUGCGGUACUCGCAUUUCCCGCUCGGCCUCCUCAUCGACCUCCGCAGCGAUGCCUGCAUCCGGGCCUUCAGGCCGCUCAUGGAGAGCCCCACCAUCACAAAGGUGAUGUGGGGUGCAGAUGCUGACUUUGAGAGCUUGAUGCACCAGGAGAUCCCGAUCUCUCUCAAGGUCGAUCCGAAGGCAGUGACCGACGUGCAGCUGGCCUUCUCCAAUGGGGACCGGCGCCUGGGCAUGGCUCGGAUGCUGGAGAGACUGCCGCCAAACUUGCAGGCAGCUUUGCCGGACAAGAAGCAGAUUGACUGGCACGCGCACCACUCGCAGAACCGACGGGCGCUGCACUUGCCAAUGUCCCUCCUGGAAGCGACUUAUGCCAUGGAUGACUUGCAUCGCAUAGAGGCCAUCGUGGCCACACAGCGGCCCCCGGACGGCUCUUACGCUGCAGCGCGGCAGAGCACCGAGGUGGUCCUGGCAGAAGUGAAGGCCGAUCCUUGCGGUUGGAAGUCGCUGGAGCGCAAUCGCAGCUUUUACUACAAAAGCCUUGGCAUCAAGAAGCUUUCUUGCGCCGUGCGCUUGGUGAGACACAGCAUUGCCCUUCGAAGUCGGGAGAAGAACGGCUUGGACCUAGGCCCCAACAAGGCGCUGGCUCUGGAAAUCGAGAAGUGGGCGGCCGCCGAGUUGGCCGCAGCAGGUGUUGUGAUCCCAUCGGAUCUAUCCUUCCAGGACGACCACGUUGUCCAGCCAGCUGCCGUGCCACCAGAGGUCAAGCCAUCCCAUCCAGCUGUAGCUGCCAAAGCAGCAGCCAAAGCAGCCUGCAACGAGGUCAACAAAGCAGCCCCCAAAGAAGCGAAAGCUGCCAAGGCAAACGCCGAGGCUCCAAAGGGCGCUGAGCUAGCCACCAGAGCCAAAGCAGAAGCCGCCGCGGCCAAAGCAGAGGCUGCGGACAAAGCGGCCGCGAAGGACGCCGUUGGCCUGAAGGCACAGGCGUCACAGGUGGAUGCUCCCAUGUUUCUGGUGCAAAUGGGCAGGCAGAGUCGUGGUCGACGAGUGUUCCCCUGGCUGGUGCUGGGUUUGGCAGUCCUGCUCGCGCUGAUGUGGUGGUUGGGCCAUGCUGGCAAGUGA
Molecule: messenger RNA, 1710 nt
Organism: Effrenium voratum
Lineage: Eukaryota; Dinophyceae; Suessiales; Symbiodiniaceae
Source: the annotation of a GenBank genome assembly